UACGAGUCCCGACCCCUGGGAUCCUUAGCUAUUGCAGCUGCCGCCACUGCUAUGGGUACCAUAAAGGGAAGCCCUGGAUCCUUAAGUUCGAAGGCAGUCUUCCCGCGGAUUGCUGCUAGAUAACCCAGCUUUGGAUUUUAGACUUGAUUAUUUUCCUUGAGCCCUCCAGAUCCAGACAACAUGGCUUCAGUCGGAGAUAUCUCCAAAGCGUUCCUAGUCCUCAUUUCACUGCUCUGUAUGCUGCCUGUUGUUGAAGCUGUAGAAGCGGGAGAUGGCAUAGCCCUUCUGCUGGGCAUGUUUCUCAGCCUCACAGGCAUCUUUGCCUGUUUGGGGAUAUAUGCCAGGAAGAGGAAUGGACAGAUGUGACUUUGGGGGGAGGGUCUCCUGAGUCAAACAUAGAUAUGUGCAAAUCUCUCUCUGUGUUUGAGAUUUAAAACUGAGAAAUCAGUUUCUUAAAAAUCAAGGUCCAGUUAGCAAGCAAACGGUUAUUUUCUAUUCCUUGGAAGAUGUUGCCUUAAAAUGUAAAAGCUACUUUAUGUAAAAAUGGAAGGAGGGGUCACUUUAUUCAUUUUGAGUAUAAAGCCUAAUGGUUCACCAACCUGAAAAUGGUCCAAGAACUUGUAAAGGUUUAUGGGAAGGGGUGGAGGGUGCUGUCAAAGAAAUAAGAUGACUAUAAUUUAUCCUAAAUGAUGUUCUAUGGCUUCUGGAGUAAUAAAAGAUAUAGGACAAAGAAA
Messenger RNA from Gracilinanus agilis (Agile Gracile Mouse Opossum), 734 nucleotides. RefSeq names its product small integral membrane protein 30 (gene SMIM30). The coding region runs from base 181 to 366 and encodes 61 amino acids. The record is from RefSeq and is a predicted model, not a curated record. Lineage: Eukaryota; Metazoa; Chordata; Mammalia; Didelphimorphia; Didelphidae. The transcript is spliced from 3 exons.